Quercus lobata is the source of this 1483-nucleotide messenger RNA. RefSeq names its product peroxidase 16-like. The record is from RefSeq and is a predicted model, not a curated record. Lineage: Eukaryota; Viridiplantae; Streptophyta; Magnoliopsida; Fagales; Fagaceae. Bases 411 to 1385 code for a protein of 324 amino acids. The transcript has 4 exons. Gene Ontology annotation, biological process: response to oxidative stress; hydrogen peroxide catabolic process. Gene Ontology annotation, molecular function: peroxidase activity; heme binding.
AUUACCAAAUCAAACUCAGGCCCUUUUAGCUCGAACAAAUUCCUCAUUUAUUACAUACAUUAUGGCAAAAAGCACUUUUCUUUUGCUGAUUAAUUUAAGGAAGCACUGCUAUCCCACCCCAAAAGUGAAAACAAUAUCAAUAUUCACAUGCCAUACCCAUACUGAGCCCUGUUUUCCAAAACCCAUCACAUGUGUGUGAUACUAGCAUGUUGAACGGUUGAGAUUCUAGAUGUUAAAAAAUAAUAGUGUCGGUUAAUAGUGUGCGUUUUAUCCAUUCAUGCUUUUUUGGGUUGUCUGUAUCUGCUCAGUCCCUCUUCUAAGUCUCUUCAUUCUGUUUCAGCUCAUAUGAUAUAUAUAAGUAUGACAAUGAAAUUCACUAAAACCCAAACGAAACAUUAACACCAAAAAAAAUGACCCCCCAAGUCCAAAUUCUUCAUUUUCUUUUCUUCCUUCUCCUCCUCACUACAAGUUAUGCUCUUCAUCUUAACUACUACCGAAACUCAUGCCCCAAUGUUGAGGCAAUAGUCCACUCUGCAGUCAAACAAAAAUACCACAACACAUUUGUAACAGCUCCAGCCACUCUUAGGCUCUUCUUCCAUGACUGUUUUGUCCAGGGCUGUGAUGCUUCGGUUUUGCUAGCUUCUAGGAAUCGUAAAUCAGAGAAGGAUGGUCCAGAUAAUAUUUCACUAGCCGGGGAUGGUUUUGACACAGUGAUUAAAGCCAAAGCCGCGGUUGAUCGUGUGCCCAGGUGUAAGAAUAAGGUUUCUUGUGCUGAUAUUUUGGCCAUUGCCACUAGGGAUGUCGUUCAUUUGGCAGGGGGACCAUACUAUGCUGUAGAAUUGGGAAGACUUGAUGGGAGAAGCUCAACCAUGGCUAGUGUCCCACACCACCUCCCUAGUCCUGAUUUUAAUUUGGACGAGCUCCAUUCCAUGUUUGCUAAACAUGGUCUGACCCUAGUAGAUCUAAUCGCACUAUCAGGGGCACAUUCUAUCGGAUUCUCACACUGCAGUCGAUUCUCCAAUCGGAUUUACAACUACAAAAGUAAGAACAAAAUUGACCCUACACUCAAUCCGUCAUAUGCAAAGCAGCUCCAACAAAUGUGCCCCAAACAUGUAGACCCCAGAAUUGCCAUUGACAUGGACCCUUACACACCCCGGAAACUUGAUAACAUGUACUACAAGAACCUCCAGCAAGGAAAGGGACUUUUCACCUCUGAUCAAAUUUUGUUUACUGAUAAGAGAUCAAGACAAAUUGUGAACCUAUUUGCUACCAAAAGCAAAGCCUUUGAAAAGGCUUUUGUUACUGCCAUGACUAAGCUUGGGAGGGUGGGUGUUAAGACUGGAAACCAAGGGGAAAUUAGGCACGAUUGCAGUAUGGUUAACUAGAUGAUAUUCAUUUUCUUUGUAAAAUUUACAUUGCAAUAAAUAUUUUGCACUACCUAUGUAGUACCUUUAAGUUAAUUUUACUCAAAGAUUUUUUUUUU